GGCGGAGCUCGCGGCGGUGCUCGAGGUGGAGCUCGCGGCGCGCCGCGCGGCGGAGCUCGCGGGGGCGCUCGAGGCGGCGCAGGCAGAGGCGGAAAACCCGGCCUCGGAGCCGGCGCUAAAGUUAUCGUAGUACCCUUCGAAGCUGGCAAUCGCGUUUUCGAAGGCGUGUUCAUUGCAAAAGGGAAGGCCGACGCACUGGUGACGAAGAAUUUCAUUCCAGGAGACGUGGUCUACGGCGAGAAGAAGAUCGAAACAGUUAAUGAGUUGGGCGAGAAAACCGAGUACCGCGCGUGGAACGUGUUCCGCAGCAAGCUCGGUGCCGCGAUCGUCGCGGGUGUCUCCGCGAUCCCAAUCAAGCCUGGCAGCAAGGUUCUGUACCUCGGCGCCGCCAACGGCACCACGGUUUCGCACGUCUCGGAUAUCGUCGGCGAAAGCGGCGCCGUCUACGCCGUCGAGUUUAGCCCGCGCUCUGGCCGCGACCUCACAGAGCUCGCAAAGAAGCGACACAACAUUGUGCCAAUCAUCGAGGACGCGCGUAUGCCGCACAAGUACCGCAUGCUUGUGCCGAUGGUCGACGUUAUCUUCAGCGACGUAGCGCAGCCGGACCAGGCGCGCAUAGUCGCGCUUAACGCGCACCACUUUCUGAAGAACGAGGGGGAGUUCUUGAUCAGCAUCAAGGCCAGCUGCGUCGACUCAGUCAGCUCGCCUGAAGCGGUUUUCGCUUCUGAAAUCGACGCGCUGAAAAAAGAGAAGCUCAAGACGCGCGAGCAGAUCUCACUCGAGCCGUACCACCGCAGCCACGCCAUGGUGCUCGGCAAGUACAAGCCGAAAAAGAAGCACGAUUAG
Molecule: messenger RNA, 846 nt
Organism: Dermatophagoides pteronyssinus (European house dust mite)
Lineage: Eukaryota; Metazoa; Arthropoda; Arachnida; Sarcoptiformes; Pyroglyphidae
Product: rRNA 2'-O-methyltransferase fibrillarin-like
Source: RefSeq, a predicted model, not a curated record